This is a messenger RNA of Pseudoliparis swirei, 1391 nucleotides long. It is a transcript of the gene tnnt3b, whose product is annotated as troponin T type 3b (skeletal, fast). Gene Ontology annotation, biological process: sarcomere organization; muscle contraction; regulation of muscle contraction. NCBI's taxonomy places the organism in Eukaryota, Metazoa, Chordata, Actinopteri, Perciformes, Liparidae. The record is from RefSeq and is a predicted model, not a curated record. Gene Ontology annotation, cellular component: troponin complex. The transcript has 14 exons. The coding region runs from base 409 to 1251 and encodes 280 amino acids. Gene Ontology annotation, molecular function: tropomyosin binding; troponin C binding; troponin I binding.
UAGCCUCUAAUUACAUCUUCUUCUUCUUCUUCUUCUUCUUCUUCUCUUUUUGUUUGGAAUAAUCUCACGAGAUAUAGCGUGCUGAUCAGUGAGCUCUAGAGUCGCUGGUUGGAACAUUUUGUUUACAAGGCUCGCUGUUUCCCCUGUUUCCAGUCUUUAUGCUAAGCUAAGCUAAACUAGCUGUGUCCUGGUCGUAGCUUCACCGUACACACGUGUGUGGUGUCGAUCUGCUCGUCUCACCCUAUCCAAGAAAGCAAAUAACAGAAAAGUUUAAUAAUAUUUUUUUAGAGAGAGUAAACUGGAAAAGUUUGAAGUUUCGAUGGGGAUCAAACUCUGAAGCGUUCCUCCUCUCUCUAUCAUCUCAAAGGAUCUUUGUUUUCUCCCUCAGGUGUGAAGUCUGCUGUCAACAUGUCCGACACUGAAGAACUGGAUCAGCUCGAGGCCCAGGAGGAGGUAGUAGAGGUAGAAGUAGCCCCUGAGGCGGAGGCCCAGGUGGAGGCAGAGCCAGAGGUAGAGCCUGAAGCAGAGCCCGAGGAAGAGGAAGAGGAGGAGGUCCAAGAGGAGGAAGACGGCUAUGAAGAGGAAGGAGAUCAAGAUGAGGAGAAGCCAAAGUUUAAACCGUCGGCUCCGAAGAUCCCGGAUGGAGAGAAAGUGGACUUUGAUGACAUGCAGAAGAAGCGUCAGAACAAAGACCUGGUGGAGCUGCAGUCGCUGAUCGACGCCCACUUUGAAUGCAGGAAGAAGGAGGAGGAGGAGCUCCUGGGCCUCAAAGACCGGAUCGAGAAGCGUCGUUUCGAGCGAGCCGAGCAGCACAGGGUCCGAGCCGAGAAGGACAAAGAGCGCCAGGCCAGACGGGAGGCCGAGCGCCAGAGGAAGGAGGAGGCCGACGCCCACUGGAAGGCCGAGGCCGAGGCCAAGAAGAAGAUGACGCUGAGCAGCAUGGGGUCGGGCUACAGCAGCCACCUGCAGAAGGUGGAGCAGAAGAGAGGGAAGAAGCAGACGGAACGGGAGAAGAAGAAGAAGAUCAUGACGGACAGAUGCAAACCGCUGAACGUGGACGGCUUCAACGAGGACAAGCUGAGGGAAAAGGCCAACGAGCUGUGGGAGUGGCUGCACGACCUGGAGGCCGUCAAGUACGACCACUGUGAGAAGCUGACGAGGCAGAGAUACGAGGUCGUGUCUCUCAGGAAUCGUAUCGACGAGCUGCAGAAACACAGCAAGAAAGGAGCCGCCGCGCGCCGCAGGAAGUGAGCGGCGGCCGGAGAAGAGGCUCCUCCCCCUCGGCUGCGGCAGCGGCUCGGGCCCGGAGCGACACGAUGAACUCAGCUCUAAUAAAUACAUUUUAAAAAUGUCAUUGACUCAGAUAAUAAAAUGCCAGAAUAAUUGAUCAA